Molecule: messenger RNA, 2841 nt
Organism: Metarhizium brunneum ARSEF 3297
Lineage: Eukaryota; Fungi; Ascomycota; Sordariomycetes; Hypocreales; Clavicipitaceae
Product: GPI ethanolamine phosphate transferase 2
Biological process (GO): GPI anchor biosynthetic process
Cellular component (GO): endoplasmic reticulum membrane
Source: RefSeq, a predicted model, not a curated record
AUGUUCAGGAAGAAGCGCAGCCGGCUGCUGCUGCUGGCAUCAAACCUCAUGAUUCCUCUGGGAAUGCUCAUCUUCAUGACCGGCCUCUUUCGCAGUCGACCGAGGGUCGCCCAAGGUGGUGAUGAGGCAAUGCACCACCCAGCGCCGAGCCCUUACCGUCAUAACGCACCACCGUUUGACAAGGUCAUCUUCAUGGUCGUUGACGCACUGAGAAGGCAAGUCUGCUCCUGCCGGAGCCCAGCCUGGCGAAUCUCAACAACUGACUCUGGAGGUGAUAGUGAUUUUGUCUUUGCCCAGGAGAGUGGCUUUCCCUUCACGCAGAGUCUCAUACGGUCUGGAGCGGCCAUCCCAUUUACAGCCCUUGCCGCCAUGCCGACUCUCACCGUCUCUCGUAUCAAGGCCUUGACCCAAGGCUCCAGCCAGUCGUUCCUUGACGCUUGGCUCAACGUGGCCAACUCGCCCGAGGCCAUGCGCCUGGACGGCGAAGACACCUGGCUGUCGCGGCUCAAGGCUUCCCGCCAGGACAAGAACAAGAUUGUGUUUUACGGCAUCGAGAUGUGGGUGGACUUGUACCCCGACGUCUUCGACCGCAAGGAGGACUUUUCGUCUUUCCACGUCCCGGGCCUCACCAACGUCGACGCCAACGUCACGAGGCAUCUCCCCGAGGAGCUUGCGCGCGACGACUGGGCGGCGCUCGUUCUGCAUUACCUCGGCCUCGACUGCAUCGCUCACAUGGGAGGGCCGAGGUCCGCUCACAUGCGGCCCAAGCAGUUGGAAAUGGACGCCGUCGUCGAGUCCAUCUACAGGACGCUGGAGACGGCAGUGCACAUGGAGCGCACGCUGCUUAUCCUCCUCGGCGACCACGGCAUGACGGCGCAGGGCAACCACGGCGGGCGUCUCCCCGAGGAGUUGGCCGCCGCCACCGUCUUUAUAUCACCGCGGCUGCGGGGGACCACGUCGACGCGGCGAGACUCUCCGGCGGCCGUCGCACGGGACUACCUGUACUAUUCUACCGUCAGCCAGAUUGACAUUGUGCCCUCGCUUUCUGGACUGUUGGGGUUUUCCAUACCGGAAAGAAACGCAGGAAUCUUCAUACCCGAGCUGUUGUCUGCGAUGGGGGACGACGACGCAGCUACCGACUUCUUGGUAGAAAAUGCCAGGCAGCUUCGUGGCGCUCUGGCUUCUUCGAAACACGGCAUUGCAUCACAUGCCUCUUCGUCUGGAGACGCAAGUUACACCGACUGUGAGGCGCACAGCAGCGAGUUUGGGCGUGCCAUGUGCCUCUGGGAUGCUGUGCUGGAGGCUGAGAAGGAUUGGCAGACUGCGCCGGGGGAUGAGGCUAGAGGAAUGCUGAAGAGCUCCAUCUACGAGUUUGCCAAAGUGGCCCAGAAGCUCUUGAGCAUAUCCGUCGACAACGUUAGUCUCGGUCGACUUCUCAUCGGUAUUGCCUUUCUGAUGACGGCUGUGGCAUUCACAUGUAUGAGUUUUAUCUCGCUCGACUUGACGAGGUGGCCUUUAUUUGCCGCCACCGCCACCCACGCAGCGACCAUGUUCAUCCCAUGGCUCGUCGAAGAGGAACAUCACUACUGGUAUUGGGGCUCGCUGGCAUGGCUUGUAUAUCUUGCGUCUACAAGGGCCCGCGGACCGGACCGCGCUUUUAUUCCCUUUGCAGGCCUCGUGGCUCUCCAGUUCCUGAGUCAGUGCGUCAACCAGAAUGGGACCAAGUACUCGAUCGCUGAGCGCAUGGACGAUUUCAUCUUUCGAAACCCCGUGGCUCUUUGGAUUCCAGUGCUGCUGUCCCACACGUCUGCUCUCAUGUCGAUUGCGCAAAACCUGCGAGCAGGACUGGGUCGACACGCAGCCUUUGGCGCGGCGCUGGCGCUGUGCGCGGCCGCCGUCGUCUUCAAGCUCUCGUCGACGCAUGACUUCAACCCGGAGCUGCUGGGCUUCGCAUCUCAUCAUGCGCAGCACUUCAUGGCCACCCUGAGGCAAGACCGUCUUCUGAAGGCCUUUUGGACAGGGCUCUUGAGUUGCCUGGUCUACUACCUGCUGCAUCAUCGAUUUGGGGACAGCCCUGCCCCAUCAGAUACCAUCAGUAAAGUCGUUGAGCUGUUCAACUUGUACCUCCGAUCGCAGACGCGACCCAAAAACCUUCCCUUGUUUUUAAUGUUCGACUGGCAGCUUCAGGUCUUGAUGAAAAUGAACCCGUCACCUAUUGAAACGGCAACAACGGUUUUACUACUGGGCCAGAGCGCCUUCUACAGCAUGGGGCGAAGCAACUCCAUCGCCACUCUCGACCUUUUGAAUGGGUUCAACGGACUUGGUGAAUCCAGUGUGGUUGGCGUCAUGCUGCAAACCGUCUUGAGCAAUUGGGUUGGCCCUGUUUGGUGGUUGUUUGCCGGCCUACGUCUCUUGACAUCGUGGGCUGAGACGAAACAAGAGCCCUUCACGGGGACACAAAACGGAGACGCCGCGAGUUCCCGUGGAGUACAGUCAACAUCAAAGAGACUUGUCAAGUGGCAAGAGUCGGAGGCCAAGAUUCAUCGUGGCGAUACACAUACGCCGGCGACAUCUGAAACCAAGGCAAAUGGAACAAUGAAAGCCGGAGCGGAAGCGGGCGAAUCUCCGUACUUUGAGUAUUUGGCCCUUCACACUAUGUUCUCGGGCCUGAGCUCUCUGGCGCUUACCUUGGCCUGCUUAUGCACCUGGGGUCAUGAAAAUCUCUGGGAUGUGUUUGCGCCAAAAUUCAUAAAUGCAUCUCUAUGGGCAUUUUUCCACCAGUUUCUGAUGAACUGCCUGGGCUGCUCGUGCUUGUGGUUUCUCAUCAAUGGUAGGCGGUGA